UAACACAAUUCCCAUCUGCAUAUUGAAUCCUCCUUCAUAUGCAUGUGUGUGGCUCCUAUUUCCCCCUCACAUUCUCCACACCAAAAGCCUUAGACUAUGCUUAAAAAACUCUUCUCUUCACUUCACUUCCACCUAGCUCUGUUGCUAUGUUGAAUGAUCAGAGACUAAUUACAAGCACCAGCCAUGAAGAAGACGAUCAGGAUCAAGAGGAACAAAUCCGGGACAUCCACGCCCUGACCCCACCUCACCCACCACCGGUGAAUCGUGGCCGUCGAAGAGAAGUUUGGGAAACAAGCAGCCACAGAUCAUCUUCCAUGUCCAUGGCUAGUAUUGAAGGUGCAUCAACCGAAAACUUCACAAGCAUGAGCAGGGAGUUCAGUGCCUUGGUGCUUGCCGGGUCGGGUAUAGAUAAUAAUACCAAUUCUAAUGAAGGCACAAGCAGCAACGGAAACAACCUGGCCAGGAUUGGAGAAGGUCACGAGAUGCCGGAGGAGGAGUUGAUCAACCCAUUGGCUAUUGUCCCGGAUAAUAAUUACCCGUUCGACCCGGUUCCAUCUCCUCGACCCGGGGCUCCGGCGGCUGCGACAAGUGGUGGCAGUGAGAUUUCGGUGCAAAGGGUGAAGAAAGAGGAGGUGGAGUCGAAGAUAUCGGCGUGGCAGAACGCGAAGAUUGCGAAGAUCAACAAUCGGUUUAAGAGGGAGGACGCGAUCAUCAACGGCUGGGAGAGCGAGCAGGUUCAGAAAGCAACAUCGUGGAUGAAGAAAGUUGAGAGGAAACUAGAGGAGAAAAGAGCAAGAGCUAUGGAGAAGAUGCAGAAUGAUGUGGCGAAAGCACGCAGAAAAGCAGAAGAGAGAAGGGCAUCGGCUGAGGGUAGGAGAGGAACAAAGGUGGCCGGAGUUCUCGACGUAGCCAACUUGAUGAGAGCUGUUGGAAGGCCUCCUGUAAAACGCUCCUUCUUCAGCUGAGCCCUUUAAAUCCGAAAAAAAAGAAAAAGAAAAAGGAAAUUUAUAUGCACAAUAGCUGCCCCAAAAUUAAUUAGGGCCCUUUACCUUUUGAACCACAGGGUACCCUAUAUGAGAAGGGGCAGUUAUUGUGCCCCCCCAAAAAUGUAAAGAAGUAUAAUUUGAUUUUGGGUGUUUUCCUUUUUGAGUGUUUGAAGUGUGCUAGAAUUUUUGAGAGGGGCUUGUUAGUGAUGGUGGUGAACAAACUUUCUGGGUCUUGUACAGUAAUUUUGCUUUCUUUUUCAUGGCAGCUAUAGGGAGUUGGUGCUUAAUUAAUUGCCAUAUGCUUUGUCUAAACUCCAUUUUGCAUUUAUCUGCUAUUGAUUGAAUGGUAUUUUGAUCCAUAUUUGUGCA
This is a messenger RNA of Corylus avellana, 1355 nucleotides long. Its product is annotated as Remorin family protein. The record is from RefSeq and is a predicted model, not a curated record. NCBI's taxonomy places the organism in Eukaryota, Viridiplantae, Streptophyta, Magnoliopsida, Fagales, Betulaceae.